AUGGCUUUAGUCUUCAGAGUAGUGAUACAACUCAUUGGACUUUCCUUAUCUUCACUGGGAUGGGUUUUAGCCAUUAUUACAACUUACUUGCCUCAUUGGAAAAACCUGAACCUGGACUUGAAUGAAAUGGAAAACUGGACCAUGGGACUAUGGCAGACCUGUGUCAUCCAGGAGGAAGUAGGGGCACAAUGCAAGGACUUUGAUUCUUUCCUGGCUUUGCCUACUGAACUCAGGAUCUCCAGGAUUUUGAUGUUUCUGUCUAACGGGCUGGGCUUUGUGGGUCUGUUGAUAUCUGGUCUGGGGCUGGACUGCCUGCGAGUUGGAGAGAGGCAGCCAGGGCUCAAGAAGAGACUGCUGAUCGUGGGAGGAAUUCUGCUAUGGACCUCGGGUGUCUCAAUCCUGGUUCCAGUGUCCUGGGUGGCCCAUGUGACGGUGCAGGAGUUCUGGGAUGAGACCAUGCCUGAGAUCGUGCCCAGGUGGGAGUUUGGGGAAGCCCUGUUCAUUGGCUGGUUUUCUGGCUUGUGUCUGGUGAUAGGAGGGUGUCUGUUGCACUGUGUGGCGUGCUCCCCCUCGGCUCCCCUCAGCUCGGGCCGCUAUGUGGUGGCAGAAUCGCAAACUCAGUGCCCUUGCCUGGAAAAUGGAAUACAGACCCGGAAGUUUAAGACUUAUCAAGAACAGAGUCGACUGUGA
Messenger RNA from Erinaceus europaeus (western European hedgehog), 690 nucleotides. It is a transcript of the gene CLDN24, whose product is annotated as putative claudin-24. The record is from RefSeq and is a predicted model, not a curated record. The coding region runs from base 1 to 690 and encodes 229 amino acids. Gene Ontology annotation, molecular function: structural molecule activity. The transcript has a single exon. Gene Ontology annotation, cellular component: plasma membrane; bicellular tight junction. NCBI's taxonomy places the organism in Eukaryota, Metazoa, Chordata, Mammalia, Eulipotyphla, Erinaceidae. Gene Ontology annotation, biological process: cell adhesion; bicellular tight junction assembly.